This is a messenger RNA of Odocoileus virginianus texanus, 1947 nucleotides long. Lineage: Eukaryota; Metazoa; Chordata; Mammalia; Artiodactyla; Cervidae. The record is from RefSeq and is a predicted model, not a curated record.
GGCCCGGGACCCACUCGCUCCGAGCGCGCACACUGCUCGGCUGGACAGAGGACGCCGGCCGCUCCGGGCCGCCCCGUGCUCUCCUACGGCGCCCGCUCGGCCCACCGCCCCCAGCCCGGCACCGCGUCCCGCCCGAGCCCGAGCGCAGAGUUCCGGCCCCCAGGAGUCUCUCGGCCGUCGGCGGACCCCUCGGCCCCUCCGCCGGCGCGCUCGGCGCCCUGCUCGCGGGGCUCAGGGGAGGGCGGCGGCCAGCUGGGGAUGGGCGGCUUGGCGGCGCAGAGGGGCGCCGGGGGGCUCUGCGCGCUGCUCCUGGCGUUGGUGGCUGCAGGGACCCCCGCGGGCGCCUACAACCUGGACCCGCAGCGCCCGGUGCGCUUCCAAGGUCCUGCCGGGUCCUUCUUCGGCUACGCGGUGCUGGAGCACUUCCACGACAACACGCGCUGGGUCCUUGUGGGUGCACCAAAGGCGGAUUCCAAGUACAGCACUUCAGUGAAGUCCCCUGGGGCUGUGUUUAAGUGCCGCGUCCACACCAACCCUGACCGGAGAUGCACCGAACUGGACAUGGCUCGAGGAAAGAAUCGGGGCGUGUCCUGUGGAAAGACCUGCCGGGAAGACCGAGAUGAUGAAUGGAUGGGGGUCAGCCUGGCCCGGCAGCCCAAGGCUGAUGGCCGCGUGCUGGCCUGUGCCCACCGCUGGAAGAACAUCUACUAUGAAACAGACCACAUCCUGCCCCACGGCUUCUGUUACAUCAUCCCGUCCAACCUCCAGGCCAAAGGCAGGACGCUGAUCCCUUGCUAUGAAGAGUACAAGAAGAAGUAUGGAGAAGAGCACGGCUCCUGCCAGGCUGGGAUAGCGGGCUUCUUCACCGAGGAGCUGGUGGUGAUGGGCGCCCCAGGCUCAUUUUAUUGGUCUGGGACAGUCAAAGUGCUGAACCUCACAGACAACACCUACUUCAAACUGAAUGAUGAGGUGAUCAUGAACAGGAGGUACACCUACUUGGGCUAUGCAGUUACUGCCGGCCACUUUUCUCACGUGUCCUCCACGGACGUGGUUGGAGGUGCCCCGCAGGAUGAAGGCAUUGGGAAGGUUUAUAUUUUUAGAGCUGACCGAAGAUCAGGCACCUUAAUUAAGAUUUUUCAAGCUUCUGGUAAAAAGAUGGGCUCUUACUUCGGCUCCUCCUUAUGCGCAGUUGACCUGAACACAGACGGCCUCUCCGACCUGUUGGUGGGGGCCCCCAUGUUUUCUGAGAUCAGGGACGAAGGGCAGGUCACCGUCUACAUCAACAAAGGAAACGGAGUCCUGGAGGAGCAGCUGACCCUGAGUGGAGACGGUGCCUACAACGCACACUUCGGGGAGAGCAUCGCCAGCCUGGGCGACCUGGACGAUGACGGGUUCCCAGAUGUGGCCAUUGGCGCACCCAAGGAGGAUGACUUUUCGGGAGCAGUGUACAUCUAUCACGGUGAUGCCAGGGGAAUGGUCCCUCAAUAUUCCAUGAAGCUGUCGGGGCGGAAGAUAAGUCCAGUUCUGCGGAUGUUUGGUCAGUCCAUAUCGGGAGGCAUUGACAUGGAUGGAAAUAGCUAUCCUGAUGUAACUGUUGGAGCCUUCAUGUCGGACAGUGUGGUUCUCCUAAGGGCGAGACCCGUCAUCACAGUGGAUGUCUCCAUCUUCCUCCCUGCCUCCAUCAACAUCACGGCGCCUCAGUGUCAUGACGGCCAGCAGCCUGUGAACUGCCUGAAUGUCACCGCCUGCUUUAGCUUCCACGGCAAACACGUCCCGGGAGAAAUAGGCCUGAAUUAUGUUCUGACGGCUGAUGUGGCCAAAAAAGAGAAGAGCCAGUUGCCCAGGGUCUACUUCAUGUUGCUGGGAGAGUCCGUGGGUCAGGUCUCCGAGAAGCUGCGGCUGGUCCACUUGGAGGAGACGUGUCAUCACUAUGUGGCCCACGUGAAG